UCCAAUCAGAACGCGGGGCGUAAUCCGAACAGCAUAAAAACUCUUAACUCGGCUCUUGCGGAUUAAUCAGAUCGCAGCAGUAGAAAUCGUCAUCAUCAAAGCUUGUGGGAAGAAAGAGGAAGAUAUCCUGUAAAGUUUGCUUCUUCGGAUACUUCCCGCCGUUUUGAACAACCGCGUUUCUCCCGUGAUCUCUCUAUCCAGAGCUGCCGCCAGCGUAAAUUAAAAUGAGCGCUGUAGUUGCUACAACGAAGGCGAUGAAGCCGACUUUGUCAGUUGAGGAUAUAGAUGAUGAUUCCUCUUGUGGGAAUCACAGCGAAGAAGGACUGAAUUUGUCUGAUUCAGAACCGAAGGAUUCUGGAGUUGACUGUAGUGGAUCAGAACAAGCAUUCGAUAUUCCCGAUGAUGAGACUGCAGAGAAUAUCAUGAAGAUGGUAGAGUUCUAUCUUUCUGAUGCUAAUAUUCUCAAGGAUCCAUUUUUGCUGAAACAUGUUCGUCGCAAUAAGGAAGGUUACGUGAGCUUGAAACUCUUGGCAUCUUUUCGCAAAGUUAGAAGUCUGUGCCGAAACUGGAAAGCCGUAGCUCACAGUGUCAAAAAGUCUCAGAUGCUAGCUCUCAAUGCAGAUGGCACGAAAGUGAAACGUUUGACUCCUUUACCUGACCACGACGAGACAGUUACUUCAAGAUCUAUCAUAGUAUACGGCUUCAAUUCCGAUAAGCCAUCUGUCGACAGUAUCAGCGAGAUGUUUUCUAGUUGCGGAGACAUAGCUCUUGUGAGAAUCCUGAGACCUGGAGGAUCCAUACCUUCUGAUAUUAAACGAUUCCUUUCAAAGAAUCCAGAUGUUCAGGCUAAGAUUUGCGCUCUUGUGGAAUUCGAAGAACACGCUUCAGCCAAGAAAGCCUUGGAAAGCAACCAGUCAUCAGAGAUAAAAGUGAUACCGGUUCUACUAAAGGACAAUAAAACUAAUAAAGCUGAAUCCCCUAAAAAGGAAAUCGCCAAGCCUUCGCCUAAUAACAACGAUUCCAGUGCUACCAAGGAAAGUCCUAAGAAAAAGAAAAAGAAUAGGAAAUCAUCAGCAGACAAAAAAACUAUCGAGAAGCAGAAAAGCAAUCUGCUUGUUGAUGACCCAAAGAGAACGAGACGGAGUGGAUCCAUGAGCUCUCAGAGUUCCGGUUAUCUCUCUUCCUCUCCAGGUAACAACACUGGAAACACUUUCGACAGCAGAUAUCCUAGACGACAUAGUUUCAAUCCUUCCAUCUAUAAUGAUCCAAAUUCAUCUUUCGCAUCGCUGAGCAACCGGUAUAAUGGAUCGAGGGACCGCCUGCAGAAGACUGAGACCGAUACCAUCGAGACUCUCAGCCCUUGGCGCAGGAGACGGGAGCAGAUGAUGCUGUCCGAUUCGAAUUUGACAUCUUCAGUGUCUUCGACGGGCUCCCUGCUGCAGAGUCUUCCAGUCAAAACCAUCCGAGUACCAAGAGGUCCUGAUGGCACAAAAGGGUUCUGUCAACGAGUAAGAGAAAGAUUACCUUCGACAGCAGAAUGAACUUCAGCGUGUGUCACACUUUAUAACUGACAUGAACAUUUGAUGUUCCAAAAAGAACGAUAAGUAUUAACCUCCUAAUUGCAGGACAACCAUGUAGGGUGUACCAUUGCAAGUGCUGAACUAUUUUGUUACCUCGUAGCCAAAUCAUGACAUUCUUCCAAACUGCACGACUAUCAGUAUUUUUAGGACAUUCUCAUAUAGAAAUAUUUGCAGUGCAAGUACAAUAGAAUAAUCAUCUGUAAGUAAUAAUUUUACAGAUUUUUUCCUCUCGAUAUUGCACAUGUGAGAUUUUAAGAAAUAUUAUAGUACAAUAGAGCAAUAAUCUGUAAAUCAGCUGUUUAUAGAAUUAUUUUUUGUUUUAGAUAUUGUACUUUAUAAAUUUAUUUAAUUUUGGAUUAUUUAAUAAUUUAAAUUACCAAUACUUGAUAUUUUGUAAUUUGUUUUCACUGCCAUUGUUACUUACUUAAAUACUUCUGUAUUUUUUUUUUUUUAUUAUUAUUAUUAUUUUUUUUUUUUUCAUUUUUGGUUGAAGAUUUUUAAUAUAGAGUUUUCAAAUGAUUUAGAUUUUAAAAUUAUUUGGUUCAAGAAGAUAAACUGUAUGUCCAUUUAAGCAAUAAAAUAAUUCACUAUAUUAGAUGAUGCAAAAAUUAGUGUAAAAAUUUAUCAUACAUUUUCAAAUUUUCUUGUCGAAGUAUUUUUUUAUAAAAAUGUACAUUUUAAACUUAAUUUAGUUUUUUAAAAAUUCAUGUGAUUGUUUCAAAUCAAUGCAAUCUGUUUAAUGAUACUUCUAAAUUUAUCACCGUAUCUGUAUUUUCUAAAAUUUUAUAAUGCGUUAAGUAUAAAGAUUUUUACAACAUUUCUAUUAUUUUUCAAAUUUCUGUUAAUAUCUGCCUGACUAAUUUAGGUCACUCGAUAUCAGCUGCAAAUGAAUGUAAAGAAAAACUGACGCUCAUCAGUAUUUGUUGUACAUAGUGUAAAUAUUGUUAAAUUAUUUGUUGCACUUGGAUGUUUAUAUUUUACGUUUAUUUUUUACAGUUUCAGAGUUAUGUGUAAAAUACUUAUCUGCAGCCCUUUUGCUUGUUUUAUUGCAGAUCUGUAUUCUGUUUUGGAUGUUUUAAAAUAAUAAAAAUUUGUAUUUAUUUGUUUUA
Messenger RNA from Stegodyphus dumicola, 2689 nucleotides. Its product is annotated as la-related protein 6-like. Gene Ontology annotation, biological process: RNA processing. NCBI's taxonomy places the organism in Eukaryota, Metazoa, Arthropoda, Arachnida, Araneae, Eresidae. Gene Ontology annotation, cellular component: nucleus; ribonucleoprotein complex. Gene Ontology annotation, molecular function: mRNA binding. The record is from RefSeq and is a predicted model, not a curated record.